Molecule: messenger RNA, 1626 nt
Organism: Eleginops maclovinus (Patagonian blennie)
Lineage: Eukaryota; Metazoa; Chordata; Actinopteri; Perciformes; Eleginopidae
Gene: trmo
Product: tRNA methyltransferase O
Exons: 6
Coding region: 109-1452 (447 amino acids)
Source: RefSeq, a predicted model, not a curated record
GAGGGACUACCACGUGUUUCUUCAGCGUGUGGUUUGUUGCUGUUUAGCACCUAGCUUGAAGCUAACUCAAUCAUUACUGUUGUUUUUUUCACCCUUUAUAUUAAAAAGAUGAGUCCUCUGUGUGACUGCUGCGGUGAGCACGUUAAUAAACUGAACCAGCAAAUAACAGUGAUGAGAAAAGAGAUCAAGAACUUGAGGCAGAUGUUGGACAGUGCAGUUAGAGCUCAUCGUAAACACAUGAUAUCCAUUCAGUCUGCUGUGGCAAAUAUUGGACUCAGUGAGCCUGAUAAAGACCAGACAUCACAACCACUGCCUUCAGCAGCAGCAUCACCACAUGCAUUAGAGCAAGGAAACAUCCAGACUGUCCCUAUUGGUUACAUCAGUUCCUGUUUUUCUGUAAAGAAUGGUACACCCAGACAGCCCACCAUCUGUGGCCCCUCAAGAGCCGAACUACGCAUCCAACAGAGCGUCUUCAAUAACCCGGAGCACGCUCUGGUGGGCCUGGAGCAGUACUCCCAUGUCUGGAUCAUCUUUCUCUUUCACAAAAAUGGGCACUUGAGUUACAAAGCCAAAGUGAAGCCUCCCAGACUGAACGGUCAGAAAGUUGGGGUGUACUCGACACGCAGUCCCCACCGACCAAAUGCCUUGGGCCUAACUCUAGCUAGACUUGAUAAAAUUGACGGUGACACCGUACAUCUGUCAGAAAUUGACAUGAUUGCUGGAACCCCGGUCCUUGAUAUCAAACCUUACAUCCCAGACUACGACUCCCCCGACUCAAGGCUGGACAAAGAGCAUUGUGAUCCAACCACAGACCAAAAAACAGAUGCUCAUUCAGACCUAACAAGUGAAAGAAAUGACGACGAAGCCUUGGGAAGUCUCCACACCCGAGAUAGAUCUGAAGCUGGUAUUCCUGUUGGAGAUUCCUCUCAGUCAGUCAGUUCUCAGGUUUCCCUUCACAAAAACAUCCACCAUGUGCUAGAUGAGGUCAGGGCUUAUGUGACCCAAGGGGAACUCUGCCAGCUGAGUUGUGCAAGUGAGGAUCAAGUUUCAGACUCUCCCAAAACUGAAGCGCCAGAGUCGACGGUGGAACACCCCUGCUAUGGAGAGGAAGCCUACAGUACCAUCGCUGGCUGGAUCAGAGAGCCUCCUGUCAGCAGUCUGCAGGUGCGCUUCACUCCUCAGGCUCAGGAAGAGUUAGCCCACUUCAUUCCCACACACCUGUCAGAAAGCGACAGACCCAGGUUCAAGUUUCUUCGCAGUACAGAGGAGGCUGCUGCCGCCAUCAGAGGCGUUCUUUCUGCAGACCCGCGGUCCGUCUACAGAAGGACACGCUGCAGAGACAGACUCUUCUUCUUCACCCUGGACUCAGCUGACAUCACCUGCUGGUUCGGACAAGGCUUUGCUGAGGUGCUGCAGGUCCGACCUCUUGAGCAAAAAGUUGUCUCAGUGUGAAAAACCCUAUGAUGAAAGCUUUGUUGCUUGAAAGACUCAAAACAGCGCUUUAGACAUUUCCAGGUCAUUUCUCUACUGACAAAUAUGUAUGUGGUAAGACCUUUAAAUCAGACACAUGAAAAGCCUGGAAACAUUCAGUUACAUAGUUGAUUCAAUAAAAUAUUUUUGAAAAAG